GGGGGGCACUAUUCAGCUCCAAGCCUCGCAAUCCCCCCGCUCCUGCCGCUCAGCCUGGCAGCCCCCGGCGCCUGAGGUCCUCUCAUCAGGUUCCUGGGGCGCCAAGCUUGGCCACUUGAAACACUCCCCAUCUCCUCUGUGCCCCCCAAUAUUUGUGUUUACCUAGAAAGCAGAUCUUCGCUUUUUUUUUUUUUCCAGAGGGCUGCUCGUCGCAGGCCCCACCCCAGCAGCAAAGAGAAAAAAACUGUCCCAGAGAGCUGAGCUCCGGGCCCAGGACCCCAGGUCCACAGACAGGGGUCCCCGGGGGGCCGGUGACGCUGGCGCCCCCGCCCUCACUCCGCCCAGCACCUGGCGCGAGCUAACCCCCUGCUCCGCUGCCCUCGGCCCCACCCUUUGGUGAUUCAGAGCCCUGAACCACCCAGGGCGCUCAUUUAAAUUGAUUUGCAGGACAAGAACGCUCCGCUGCUGCCUACCGAGCCACGCCGCAGCCCGCCGGGUCUCUUGGAUCUCUCGGAUCUCUGGGUGGAGGCUGCUGAGCGCGGGCGCUGGGUCCCCGUGGCCGCGCCAUGCGUCCCGCCCGGAGGAGCGCCCCCGCCGCGCUGCGCCUCCCCGCCCGGCUGGCCCCUUCGCUGGGGCUGUUGCUGUUGCGGUUGCUGUGGUGCCCACACGCUGCGCGGGGUGACUGUGGUUUCCCCCCAGAUAUGCCUAAUGCUACAGUACUGUUGGAAAAUCGUACGAUUUUUCCUGUAGGAACCAUAGUAGGAUACUAUUGCAAUCCCGGUUUUGUGAAAAUUAUUGGAAAGGUAAACGUAGUGCACUGUCUUCCAAAUGGUCAAUGGACAAAGCCUGAAGUAUUUUGCCAACGUAGCUGUGGGCCUACACCCAGAGUACCUUAUGCACAUAAGAAAGAUGUUUAUAUCCCAGUGAGUUCUUACCCAGCGGGUUUCAUUGUGGAAUAUGAGUGUAAUCCGGGCUUCGCAAGGAACCAUUCCGUAUCAGGGAACGUAACUUGCCUUCAGGAUUAUACGUGGAGCAAAUCAGAAGUAUUUUGCUAUAAAAAAUCAUGUCCUGAUCCUGGAAAAAUAGAAAAUGGUCAUAUAAUUAUACCAACUGACAUAUUAUUCACCUCAGAAAUCUACUUCUCAUGUGACCCAGGGUACAAAUUAGUUGGUGUAAAUUCUACUUACUGUGAUUAUGAAGGAGAUAAUAUGAUUUGGGAAAAUCCAUUUCCAGAGUGUCAAGAAAUUCCUACAACUACUCAGAAACCCAGCACAACAGAUGUUCCAAGUACCAAGGCCCCAUCUGCUCCUCAAAAACCCACCAUCAUAAAUGUUAAAGCUACAAAAUCCCCAUCUACUCUUCAAAAACCCACCACCAUAAAUGUUCCAGCUACAAAGGCCCCUUCAGCUCCUCAAAAACCCACCACAGUAACUAUCCCAGCUACAAAAUCCACAUCUGCUCCUCAAAAACUCACCACAGUAACUUUUCCAGCUACAAAAUCCCCAUCUGCUCCUCAAAAACACACCACAGUAACUAUUCCAGCUACAAAAUCCCCAUCUGCUCCUCAAAAACACACCACAGUAACUAUUCCAGCUACGGAAGCCCCAUCUACUUCUCAAAAACCCACCACAGUUAAUGUCCCAUCUACGGAAGGCACACCAACUCUUCAGAAUCUCACUACAAGAAGUUCUUCAACUACAAAAGUGCUCCUAUCACCUCAGAAAGACACCUUACCUGUUCUAGCUAUGGAUGCCCCAACAACUUCUCAGAAACCUUUCGCAGCCAGUGACUCAGCCACUAUAGUCAAAACUUCUGUCUCAAAGGCUCUAUCGACAGAGAUCCAACUCACAGUCCAGACUCUCCUCAUGACAAAUGCUUCUGCUACACAAGCCACAUCAAAACCCCAGAGCUUCACAACAGCAAAAGCUUCCUAUGCACAGAGUCUUCCAGUAACACAAAAAUUCUCUACUGUACAUGCCCCAAUGACUAAGGGCCACUAUACAACCCAAAGAUUGACCUCUGCUCACAUUGCAGUAACCCAGAAUCAAAUUGUUUUCACGCGACAAAGCACCUCUAAAGGAAGUGGAUUCCUUACAGCAGGGGUGCCUGUCAUUGCAUCUGGACUUACUGUUGGUGCUAUAAUAAUUGCUAUUGUAAUUCUAACCAAAAUUUACGAGAACUUUGGAAGAACAGGCAUUUAUCACCUCCAUGAGAACAACAAAGCACCCAAUGUUAUGUUUCAUAAUUUAACAGAAACUGUUGAUGCCUCAGAAGUAUGACCUUCUGGUAAAUGACAAAAGGGCACACAUUUAUGACAUUGACAGUUUUGUUUAUGAUGCUGGUAGCCACUGGCUACCUGACUUAGCCAAAGAAGAGAUAAGAAGAAAGUGCAUUACGAGUACACAGAAUAUCCUAGUUUUUAUAAGUUCCUGGAAGCACGGACACAAUAUAUGCAGUAGUGCUCUUCAUCUUGCAUGUUAUCAGUGACUUUAAGGUGCUCAAGAAUGUCCAUAAAGAAGAAACUAAUCUUUCCUGGAAUCGCAUUCUCAACAUUUCUAAGCCUCUUGAAAACAGAACAACUCACAAGACUGAGAGUGAUUUAUGUGUCUAGAAGUGUAGAUAUUUAUGAGCAUGAA
This is a messenger RNA of Pipistrellus kuhlii (Kuhl's pipistrelle), 2636 nucleotides long. RefSeq names its product CD55 molecule (Cromer blood group) (gene CD55). Bases 567 to 2279 code for a protein of 570 amino acids. The transcript has 11 exons. The record is from RefSeq and is a predicted model, not a curated record. Lineage: Eukaryota; Metazoa; Chordata; Mammalia; Chiroptera; Vespertilionidae.